Sitodiplosis mosellana (orange wheat blossom midge) is the source of this 2474-nucleotide messenger RNA. It is a transcript of the gene emei, whose product is annotated as transmembrane protein 161B. Lineage: Eukaryota; Metazoa; Arthropoda; Insecta; Diptera; Cecidomyiidae. The coding region runs from base 562 to 2088 and encodes 508 amino acids. The transcript has 8 exons. The record is from RefSeq and is a predicted model, not a curated record.
UAGCCCGCAUUUUGACGUAUGGCCACAUGCAGUCGUGACACAUGCGUGUUUGACAGUAUCUUGCGGCCUAUUCACCGAUCGACUUUUUAUCUAAAAUGCAAAUAAUAAAAUCAUUCAUUUUUGCUUCGUAUCGAUUCUAAAUUUUAAAUUUAUUGACUAACGAACAUUUUUCGCAUCGAAUCAUUUUGAACGUUGUUCCAGUGUGAAAUAAAUGUGGUAUUUUCUUUUGUUCGAAACAGUUUUGCGCACCGACUACAUACACUUCUUUUUUUUUUGUUACCGAGAGCAUCUGUCAAGUUCAGUUGCCCAGGCCUGGCACUAUUAAUCGGAGUAAAAUGUUUCUAAAAAAAAUUUGUUCGUUUAUAAAUAGAUUUUCUUCCCGAAAAUAAAGAAACAGACAAAACAGCUAUACAUCAAAAACAGCUAAAUUGCCGUUUUUGUUCUUGCUAUUGUUUCAAUACUUUUGUUUGAUCAUUGAUUCAUUCUGUUCGGUUCUAAAUUCGGUUUCGGCUGUUUGUUGAUAUUAAUUUGUCAUUUUUGGUCGACAAAUACCAAUUAAUCAUGGCUUUGCUCGGCGCACAACUAGUGAUGACAUUGAUUAUGGUCAGUGUGAUACAGAAAUUAAGCCCGCAUUAUUCAUUAGCCAAAUGGAUUUUGUGUUCGACCGGUUUAAUUCGAUUUCUUCAUCCCACCGAUAAUGAAUUGAAAACCCUUGCCGGUGUUCCGAAAAGUAUGCACAAAACGAAAAAAGAGCAUCGGCACAGCAAAUACAGCAACGGAAAUGAUGAUAAAUCGCACACAUUUCAUGUACCAAGAAAUUUAGACAUUCAAUUGGAAGUGACUAAAGUGACACCAUUCGAUGUAAUAAAUCUGCGAUAUUACACCGAAUACCAAUGGCUAGUCGAUUUCAGUCUGUACGCAUGCAUCAUCUAUGUCAUCUCGGAAAUUUACCAUUAUUACAUACCGCUAAAAGAGGAGGUCAAUUUGAGCAUGAUGUGGUGUCUUUUAGUUGUAUUUUUUGCAUUUAAACUACUGAUUUCACUCACCGUGCAAUACUUCAAAAGUGAUGAGUCAAUCGGUGAACGCUCCACUUGUAUCGUUACCGGUUUGGUCUAUUUGUUGAUCGCAAUGAUUGUUCUCAUUGUUGAUGAGAACACAUUGGAAAUCGGCUUGGAACAAGCAUACAAGAGUUUCAACGAAAGUGCUUCGGUGUACCUGGAGGAACGAGGAGUUUCUUCAUCUGGACCGGCAUCAAAAAUCAUUGUGAAAUUUUGUAUAGCAGUAUCGUGCGGUAUUCUAGGUGCCAUUUUCACAUUUCCCGGUCUUCGUAUGGCUCGAAUGCAUUGGGACUCCCUAAAAUACUGCCGUGAAAGUAAAUUCUUGAAAUUGAUAUUGAACAUCAGUUUCGUGCUGCCAUUUAUCAUUGUAAUCCUAUGGAUUAAACCAAUAAGCCGUGAAACGUUGACAAAUCGCGUAUUUGCCGGCAUGGAUCAUCCAUUGCUGACGCCAGAAGCCUUUGACGUAAUACGCUUUCUACUCAUUAUACUUGCUGUUGCGUUGCGUUUGAUCUUGAUGCCAAUCUAUUUGCAAGCAUAUCUGAAUUUGGCGUAUGAUCGAUUGGAAGAGCAGAAAAAAGAAGCCGGUCGAAUAACAAAUGUUGAUUUACAGAAAAAGAUUGCGUCAAUAUUUUAUUAUUUAUGUGUGGUGACGCUGCAGUAUGUCGCACCGAUUUUGAUGUGCUUGUACUUUGCCUUAAUGUACAAAACGUUGGGUGGCUACAGCUGGACUGAUCUGUUUGCCAAUAACACCACCAACAGCAACCUAACCAGCACAAUCCCGGUAAAGGAGUCAAUUGUAACUACAACACUAGGUGAUCCUGAUUUUGAUGAUGAGCCAUUAGAAUCACUUGAUAAAACGAUCCUCGAAUCGGCCAAGGAAUUGCAAUCAUCUUUUCAUGGAUUGAAAGCGGUGUUCACCACCGAUGUGUAUCGAGGCCUAUUUGGAUUUGCGACGUGGUGGACGUGCUUUGUGUGGUUUGCAGCAUCGUCAUUAGGAAUGAUCUAUCAAUCAUAUUUCACCAAAUUCUAAAUCAACCAUUUUCUCUGUCUCUGUGCAUUUUGCCUCAAAAUACUUCAGUAUCGUACACACACACACAUACACACAAAAUUGUAAACGAUAUGCGCCUCAUUUCGAGUGAAAUGUUUGUAAAUAUGUUCAUUUUCUCGGUCAUUUCUGGAAUCGAAAUUAAUUUUUGUUUUCUUCUGAAAAUGCCGCGCGACAUUGACUACAAAGUAUUGAAUUGUUACGUUUGUAAACUUAAUUCUAAGUUACCAUUAAAACACGUAUUGAGCAAAUUUCCUUCGGAACGAAAUCAAUUUUAUAAAUAAUAAUUUAGUAGGCAUAGAUGAAACAAAAAUGAAAUAAUUUAUUUGUAAACGUUUUACACAAGUAAAUUGAAUGGAAAAACCUCUGAA